AUGUUCGGUCAGCCUCAACACAACACCAUCAUGUACGGUCAACCUCAACACAACACCAUCAUGUACGGUCAACCUCAACACAACACCAUCAUGUACGGUCAACCUCAACACAACACCAUCAUGUACGGUCAACCUCAACACAACACCAUCAUGUACGGUCAACCUCAACACAACACCAUCAUGUACGGUCAACCUCAACACAACACCAUCAUGUACGGUCAACCUCAACACAACACCAUCAUGUACGGUCAACCUCAACACAACACCAUCAUGUACGGUCAACCUCAACACAACACCAUCAUGUACAGUCAACCUCAACACAACACCAUGUACGGUCAACCUCAACACAACACCAUCAUGUACGGUCAACCUCAACACAACACCAUCAUGUACGGUCAACCUCAACACAACACCAGAAGCGAGGGCCGCCCCUGA
This is a messenger RNA of Homarus americanus (American lobster), 435 nucleotides long. RefSeq names its product histidine-rich glycoprotein-like. NCBI's taxonomy places the organism in Eukaryota, Metazoa, Arthropoda, Malacostraca, Decapoda, Nephropidae. The record is from RefSeq and is a predicted model, not a curated record. The transcript has a single exon. Bases 1 to 435 code for a protein of 144 amino acids.